Molecule: messenger RNA, 1824 nt
Organism: Rotaria socialis
Lineage: Eukaryota; Metazoa; Rotifera; Eurotatoria; Philodinida; Philodinidae
Source: the annotation of a GenBank genome assembly
AUGUCACAAAAAAUUAAAAAGACAAGAUCACCUUUGUCAAUAUUCUGUUUGUUAUUUCUUCUUUUUUUUACUAUUUUGAUUAUCAUUGUCGGACAAAAAAUAAGUGUACCAACAACAAAUAUCAAUCAACUGGUUCUGGGCUUACGGGCUACUUGGAAUAGUUCAUUUGGCCAACAGGAACGUGUAGAUUUUCUAAAUAACGCUACAAAUUUAAAUUCGACAAUGUCAACUACUACAUCUGCACAGUUCGAAAUCAAUAAACAUACAAUGAUUUUUACACAUUCGCGAUUGUUUAGUCGCAAUAAAACAUUGGAAACAACGAUUGUAUGCGUAGGUUCACCGUACAAUCAAUCGUGUUUGUUUCAUAAUUUAUAUUAUGUUGAUAGCGCAUUUGUGAUUUUAACAGUAAAUGGAAGUUAUUUACCGCCAUUUUCAGUGCGAACAGAUGCUUUCAAUCUGUGGCCUACAACACCGAGGACACGUACUUUUAAUUCAUAUGCUGAUCUUGAAAUUUUCGUUCGUACUGUGAUCGAUCCAAAAGUAAUACCAGCGGUCACACUUCAUUUCGGUCAACUAUGGCAUUUCAAUAUUGGUCAUGCACUUUUUGAUGGACUCUAUCCGGCCUAUGUUGCCCUUAUACGUUUUCCUCCGCGACAUCUCCAUCCGUUUCGUAUUCUUGCCGGAGUAGGCAACUGUAACGAUUGUUGGAGUGAAGAUGUUUAUGGUCGUUUCGCUGGUCUUGGAAUUCUUAAGCAUAUUGUUUUAAAUCAAAUGUCAAAAGGAAAUUGGUUUGUGUUCGAAGAAUUUGUUAUGGGCAGUGGAACAAUGUGUCAACGUUGUACACAACCUAAUUUUCAAUUGCCUGGAGGUGUUGAAUUAGAUGCUUCGAGACUUUUUCGUGAUAGAAUGUAUCAACAACAUGGUCUUAUUCAUCCUACUGUUAGACAAAAAUCGUCAUCCGAAGGACGAUCACGUCGUGACGUUCUUCUAGCAUAUGUUGUUGAUAAUAAACGUUAUACCGCUGAAGAUCGAAAAGAAAUCGAUGCGGCCAUAAGUGAAAUAAAUAAUUAUACGAAUUCAUAUAUAAAUAAAACGACAGAAAAACUGCCUUGGCCAUUAGUUCGCGUUUCCUAUCUUUAUUACAAUAAAGUAAGAGUACAAGAAAAUAGUUCAAUACAAAUUAAUGCAACUAAAACUGAUUCUCGAUCGCCAACCUAUGAAUUGAUUGACAAUGAUUUCAUAGCUCAAUUAAAAAUUUUACGUCAAAUGGACAUUCAUAUUACUGGGCCAGGUACUGGACAAAUGUAUCAAACAUUUCUUUCAGACGGAGCUGUAUCGAUUAAUCUUGGAGGCAUAAGACCGUGGGGGGCAGAAAAAACAACACGAGCAUUUGCUUCAUAUCUUGAGCAAUAUAUGACAAGCGGAGCGCCUUAUAUCAAAGGUCUUUACUAUCCAAUUAAUGAACGACCUCGUGGUAUUGAAAAGCGUAUAGUUGUUGAAUUAAUUAGAAACGCAUCCCGACUUAUUCUGGAAGGUUUUUCAUUACCAGUUAAACCUCUAGAAAAUCUAGCGCCCGAUGGUCAAUUAUUUGUAGAAAUGUGUGAAAAAGAUAAAGAGUUCUGUGCAUUAGUUACAGAAAGAUUACCGAAUCGGAUGUUUACUUGUUUAGAAAUUUGGGCGGAAGAUUUUGUUCACGAAGAACGUCAAUGGAAAUUAGGAGGUUUUAUGGAUAAUAAUAAAACUAUUAGUUGUGCGUUUAAUCAUACACUAUUGGACCAAUUAAGAACGAAAUAUGGCAUUUCACAUUUCAAAAUGCCUACCUGA